Messenger RNA from Cyprinodon variegatus (sheepshead minnow), 370 nucleotides. Its product is annotated as tumor suppressor p53-binding protein 1-like. The transcript is spliced from 3 exons. The record is from RefSeq and is a predicted model, not a curated record. The annotation marks the transcript as partial. Lineage: Eukaryota; Metazoa; Chordata; Actinopteri; Cyprinodontiformes; Cyprinodontidae.
GGGCAGUGUUUUGACUUCUAAAGCGAGGAUGUGAGUCGAUGUUUUUUUUGGAAUUGAGCUUUUUAGCUCACAACAACAACCACCCCCAUCUCCUGCCCUCGGCCUGAACUCAUGGAUCCCGGUGGAAGCGAACUGGACUCCAGCCUGCCUCAGCCGGAGAACCCGUGCCUGAUCGUGGAGGACUCUCAGCCGGACAGUGUCGGUUUGGAAGACGACCCGGAAAGCAGCUACCGGGCGCUGCUGGCCCGCCGCCUGUCCAGCCUGCAACCAGCCGCCCGCAGCCCGGUUCUGGAACUAAUAUCUUCCCCACCAGGAAGCAGAUGCUCCCAAACUGACAGCCAAUCAGGGGGCAACAAUCAGGCUGAGCCAG